Molecule: messenger RNA, 2127 nt
Organism: Durotheca rogersii
Lineage: Eukaryota; Fungi; Ascomycota; Sordariomycetes; Xylariales; Xylariaceae
Product: origin recognition complex subunit 3 N-terminus-domain-containing protein
Exons: 5
Coding region: 1-2127 (708 amino acids)
Biological process (GO): DNA replication initiation; DNA replication
Cellular component (GO): DNA replication preinitiation complex; nuclear origin of replication recognition complex; nuclear pre-replicative complex
Molecular function (GO): DNA replication origin binding
Source: RefSeq, a predicted model, not a curated record
AUGGCCGUCGAUGAAUUGCUCAAGGAGACGUACGAGGAGAAGCAGCACCAGGCUGCUUAUGUCUUCGAUCCGUUAGACGGCGUCGAUGGCGCAAGCCGGCCGGCGAAGCGGAGGAAGGUGUCCAAGAGGACAGACAAGUCCCACGCUUCACGGGCAGAUCAGAGUCCGACCUUCCAACCUCUUCUCGGCGGCUGCGAAGGUGAGCGCUCUGUGCGCCUUCGCCAGCAGCUAUUCGAGAGAUCGUGGUCACAGAUCGACAAGCGGAUACAGGAAGUCCUCCGAAAGGCCAACAUGUCCACUCGGCAGGAAGUUGCAGACUUCUUGCAGGCCAACCCAGAGCCUGCCUCCACAGGCAAGCUCACAUCUGCCUUCAUCGUCACCGGUCCGAACUUGGCCUCGCAAGACCUCCUCUUUGAGCAGCUGUCGAAGACUCUCGAGGAUAAUAUAGACUCGAGGGUGGUACGGCUGAGAUCCGGCGACGCGUCCAAUCUGAAAGCCGUACUAAGAAAGAUCAUACGAGAUGUUACGGCGAGAGACACGGACGAUGAGAAUGACCUGGAAUUGGUCACAGGCAAAGAGGGGCGCAAAUACCUAGGCUACGAUCUGGAGGCCCUCCACGUCCAUCUCAAAUCCAACCCGUGUUGGCGCGUCGUUGUCGUUUUUCAGGACAGCGAAGCAUUUGACAGUGGCCUCCUGUCGGAUUUAAUCUCAUUAUUCAGCUCGUGGCUCAACCGAAUCCCCUUCGCCCUGAUAUUUGGCAUAGCCACAUCACUAGAGCUAUUUCAGGCCCGGCUUCUGAAGUCUACUUGCCAAUCUCUCUACGGCCAGCAGUUUGACGUCGAGCAAUCGACAUCAAUCGUUGACAAGAUUUUCACGAUGGCUGCCGCGCAUGUAGAAGCGCCCUUGCGAUUGGGUUCUUCCCUGCUUUGCAGCUUAUUAGAUCGUCAGCGGGACCAGAUGUCAAGCAUCCCCGUGUUCGUGAGCUACUUAAAAUAUGCCUACAUGUGUCACUUCUAUGCGAACCCAUUGACUGUCUUCUUAUCUAACGACGCAGGCGACGAGAUACUUCGGCAAGAACAUUUCGAAGCCGUGCGGUGCCUGCCAUCUUUUCGUCAAUAUGUGGAAAACGCCAUCGAUCGGGGUCAGGUAGAACAGGCAAGACUGGUCCUGGAAGAGAACCAGUACCUCAAAACGCUUCUGCAAGGUCGGCUUCGAGACUCGCGUCAAUGGUUAUUACACCUCCUGCGUACUCUCAAAAUCCUGACUGCUGGCAAGGUGCUAUCUACCGACUUCACUGGGCUCUAUUUGGAUACCCUCUCUUGCGGACUUGACUCUGAUCAAAUCGCCGAGUUUGCGGGGUCCAUAAAGCGAAUGCAACCCGCCGAUACAGUGACGUUUCUGGCCCAAGCGCUAGAUGCUAUGGAAAACGGCGACUCUAGUCUUGGCCUGAGUCCAUGGGCUAGUGAAACCGAGGAGUCGUUUGUGCUAUUCUCCAGCAUGCUGGCUAGUAUCAAACGGUUGCAAGCCGCUGCCGAAGAACAAGGCAAUAUUCUCCGUAGCAAAUAUAGCGGACAAACCAAAGUACUGAGAACCACCGUCGUUGCUCAGAAGGUCCAGCUCAGCCAGGACACGGCGACGCUAACUAAAGAGGAUAAGGCCUACACCGACUUGGUAGACGAGCUUUCUGAGCACUUCAAAGCGGCAUUUGGCUGCGAUGGUGCAAAGGACAUAUGCUUUAACGAACUCUGGCUCUUCGACUCGAAAACACCCUCCCGAGAUGUAUUUGUUCCUCGGCCCAGGGGGGUUGUGGAGCGCGCAUUGUCGCGUCCGCAUGAUUAUCUCAAUUGUUCCUGUUGCGAGGAGACGGAGGACCACAUUGCCCCAUCUCUACCAACAAUAUCCGUCCUAUAUCAGCUUUAUCUCGAGACUGGCUCUCUUAUCAACGUUGCCGAUCUUUGGUCGGCGUACUAUGCGAUUGUCGGCGAAGAAAAGGGGGGAGGAUUGGACGAGCGGGCUGCCCUUGCGUUGUUCUAUCGCGCAAUGGCCGAGAUGAGAGCCAUGGGCUUUGUCAAACAGACCAGAAAAAAGGCAGACCACAUCGCAAAACUUGCUUGGAAGGGGCUAUAA